UUGGCCUUGUAGCAAUCUAGAAAUGCACUGCAGCAAAAGCCACGGUUGACCAAGUUAGUUUGAAGGAAAGUCGUUUUCAUCAUGUUUUUUUUUUUCCAGUCUUGGCUAAAUAAAUCUGUAUAUGUGAACGUAUGUGUUACAUCACUUCAGAGUUCAUAUUGGUUGUGCCAAUGCAACCAGGAAACCCUCCAAGAACUGAGUUUGGCAUCCCUGGCAUAUAAGAUCUAGCAUACAUGUUAUUGGUUUUAAUGUUUUACGUGUCUAAAUGUUUUAAUAUCUGUAGCUUUGUGGCACUAUACUGUUUUUGUGCGUGUCUAUUUUCACCUUAGACCUGAUGACAUUGAAAGAGGAGAGUCAAGAUCUAAAUGAAAUGGAAGAGAAAGAUCAAUCUAAGACAGACCAUUAUUUCAUAACUGAAGAAAAAUCACAGAAUAAAACAACUUCGUCACGAAAAAGGACUCAAAAGACAAGGAAUGAAAGUUAUUUUACUUGCCAACAGUGUGGAAAGAGUUUCCGUCAAAAAGGACAUCUAAACCGUCACAUGAGAAUUCACACAGGAGAGAAGCCUUACACAUGUCAGCAGUGUGGAAAGAGCUUCACACAUCAAGGAACCCUUACAGUCCAUAUGAUAACUCACACUGGAGAGAGUCCAUUCAUGUGCCAACAGUGUGGAGUGAGUUUCACUCAUAAAAGAAGCCUUAACAGGCACAGGAGAACUCACAUUAGAGAGAAGCCUUUCACAUGUCAACAGUGUGGAAAGAGCUUCAGUGUACAAGCAAACCUUAAAGUCCACAUGAGAGUUCACACUGGAGAGAAGCCCUUCACAUGUCAACAGUGUGGAAAAUGUUGCACUCAAAAAGGAAACCUUAAUAAGCACAUGACAAUUCACACUGGAAAGAAGCCUUACACCUGCCAACAGUGUGAAAAGAGCUUCAGUGCACAAACACACCUUACAGCCCACAUGAGAAUUCACACUGGAGAGAAGCCGUUCGCAUGUCAACAGUGUGAGAGUUUCAAUCAUCAAGGAAACCUUAAAGUCCACAUGAGAACUCACACUGGAGAGAAGACCUACAAUUGACAACAGUGUGGAAAGAGUUUCGAACAACUUUAGAAAAAAAAAUCAACAAGCAAUUUACAUUUUGGACACAAAAAAAAUGUGUUCCCUACUGACGUUUCAUUUCAUUUACUAGUGGCCAGACGUUCGUCAACAUUUCUGUGCCAAGAAGACUGCUAUGGAGAUUGUCUAACUAACUCUGAGUAAAAUUAUGGUUUUCUUUUUCUGUUUGUGUACUCUGUUAAUUAUAAUAAUAAAGAGUGCGCUG
Messenger RNA from Megalobrama amblycephala (Wuchang bream), 1322 nucleotides. Its product is annotated as gastrula zinc finger protein XlCGF7.1-like. Bases 335 to 1078 code for a protein of 247 amino acids. The record is from RefSeq and is a predicted model, not a curated record. Gene Ontology annotation, biological process: central nervous system development; regulation of transcription by RNA polymerase II. Gene Ontology annotation, molecular function: RNA polymerase II cis-regulatory region sequence-specific DNA binding; DNA-binding transcription factor activity, RNA polymerase II-specific. Gene Ontology annotation, cellular component: nucleus. NCBI's taxonomy places the organism in Eukaryota, Metazoa, Chordata, Actinopteri, Cypriniformes, Xenocyprididae. The transcript has a single exon.